AUGGAAAGAAAUUUCUUUGGAGCCUUCAAGUUUCACACAACAACUGCUAAGUGUGACAAAGUGAAUCAGAAUCAACCAAAGGAAGGCAGAAUAUCAACCUCUAUAAAACCCAUGAACGUAUCAUAUUUGAACCCUACAACUGUAAACUUGAUUGGCAUUCCUGGGCUGCAGCAUGUGCAAUUUUGGAUUGGGUUUCCUUUCUUUGCUGUGUGCAUAGCAGCAAUUUUGGGAAACAUCAUUUUGCUCAUCGUCAUCCCUGCAGAGCGCAGCUUGCACCAGCCUAUGUACAUCUUCCUGGCUGUGCCAGCAGCCACUGACAUAGGACUCUGUGCAGCCAUCGCUCCCAAGAUGUUUGCCAUCUUCUGGUUCCAGUCUUUCUCCAUGGCCUUUGAUGCUUGCCUCACCCAGCUGUUCUUCAUCCAUGCUUUGCAGUGCAUGGAGUCCGGCAUUCUGUUGGCGAUGGCCUUUGACCGCUACGUUGCCAUCUGUGAUCCUCUGAGACACACGUCCAUCCUCACACCUUCCAUCCUGGGCCGUCUGAUGGCAGCGGUGGCCACCCGCGCCGUGGUGCUGGUUGGUCUGCUUCCCAUCCUCAUCAAAAGGCUGCAUGUGUUCCACUCUGUGCACAUUGCCCACUCUUACUGUGAGCACAUGGCCGUGGUCAAGCUGGCCGCAGAAGACGCCCGAGUCAACAAGAUCUGUGGUCUUUUUGUGGGAUUCAGCAUUCUGGGAUUUGACAUGAUUUGUAUCCUCAUCUCCUACUCCCUGAUUUUUCAGGCUGUUUUUCGUCUACAGCAAAAGGAAGCACGACUCAAAGCAUUCAAUACGUGCACAGCUCAUAUUUUUGUGUUUCUUGAAUUUUAUAUCCUUGCCUUCUUUUCCUUCUUCAGCCACCGUUUUGGGCAUGUUGCUCCCCCAACUCACAUUCUCCUGUCCACCAUCUACCUUCUGCUGCCGCCUGCUCUCAACCCUGUUGUCUAUGGGGUAAAAAAUGUGGUGAUUCGUAAGCGCGUGGCCCAGAUGUUUCUUCUGAAUUGUGGAUCCCAGCAGUGA
Chinchilla lanigera (long-tailed chinchilla) is the source of this 1053-nucleotide messenger RNA. Its product is annotated as olfactory receptor 52A1-like. The record is from RefSeq and is a predicted model, not a curated record. Gene Ontology annotation, biological process: G protein-coupled receptor signaling pathway. The transcript has 2 exons. Gene Ontology annotation, molecular function: olfactory receptor activity; G protein-coupled receptor activity. NCBI's taxonomy places the organism in Eukaryota, Metazoa, Chordata, Mammalia, Rodentia, Chinchillidae. Bases 1 to 1053 code for a protein of 350 amino acids. Gene Ontology annotation, cellular component: membrane.